AUGCCUCUGAAAGGACUUGGAAGGCAAGGAGGCGUGAAACGGCGCCAGCCGCCUGGAAAAGCUGGAAAAGGUGGCCCAGUACCUAAGAAGAGAGGGUUUGGCCCAAGAUUCGUGAACCAAAGAGUUGCAGAUAUCGAGGAAUCAGAUACUGAUGCAUCAGAAGAUGUACCUCCCUCAGAUGAAGAAUCUGAGAGCAAUAUUAGCGAUUCAGAGGAGGAGCAGCCGGCAUCAAAUGCCUACGCUGCUCUGAUGCAAAGCUUCGCAAAGGAAUCCGCCCCUCAAGCUAAACGGCGAAAACUGGGUCACACCGCUGAAGAUGGUCAAACGACAAAUCUCCAUGAGCCAGAGAGCGAGCCAGAAGAGGAUCGAGAUGUAGACCUGGUGGAGGAACCUGAAGAAGGGCCUGAGGAUGAAGUAGAGAUUGACAGUGACGAUGAUGACGUCCCUGAUACCUCAGAUCCCUUCGAGACGCACUUCUCCAUGCCCGACCAGACGGAACUUACGAACAGACUCAAGGCAAUCAAAGCCAAUGACUACUCGUCGCACCAGUAUGAGCUCAACAAGUGGAGGCUUGUGAGAAGUUUACCUGGUAAAGAAGCCGCACAGUCAACUCGAGCAUUCCCGAAAAUGUCAGGGCCAGCCGACCUCAAGCUGAAGCAGAAGUUGGCGGAAACCGCAAUGGAGAAAUUGCCUGCUUUCAACCCCUUGGAACAAGUGUUAUAUCCUGCGACCUUCGGCUACAGCGAUCUGCUGUUCUGUGGCCGAACAACCAAGAACGCUGAUAGUUUGCGUCAAAUGGUUGUCUUACAUGCCGUCAACCACAUUUUCAAGACUCGUGAUCGAGUCAUCAAAAACAACGCUAAGCUGGCCAAAGAAAGCGACAACACGGAAUUCGAACCCAGAGAUCAGGGAUUCACUAGACCAAAGGUGUUGAUGCUCCUGCCAACAAGACAAUCUGCCGUCAACAUGGUCAACACGAUAUGUUCAAUUUACCCUCCAGACCAGCAAGAGAACAGGAAGCGAUUCGACGAUUCGUAUCUCGACAAGGAUGCAAAGUUCUCGGCGGAUCGACCCGAAGACUUCAGGGAACUGUUUGAGGGAAAUGAUGAUGACAUGUUUCGUCUUGGCGUGAAAUUCACCAGAAAGACGAUCAAGUACUUCUCCCAGUUCUACAACUCAGACAUCUUGAUAGCGAGUCCCUUGGGUCUGCGCAUGGCGAUUGGGUCAGAGGAGGACAAGAAGAAACUGGACUAUGAUUUCCUCAGCUCCAUUGAGAUGGUCAUUGUUGAUCAAGCAGACGCUCUUCUCAUGCAAAACUGGGAACAUUUCGAGUUCAUCUUCGAGCAUCUCAACCUUCAACCCCGCGAAGCCCACGGAUGCGAAUUCACUCGGGUGCGUGAAUGGUACCUUGAGAAGCAAGCUGAGAAUUUCCGUCAGACUAUGAUCUUCUCGGCCUUCAAUACGCCUGAGCUUUCAGAACUGCAUCGGCAGUGUCAAAAUUGGGCCGGAAGGGUCCGCGUACAACCCGAGUAUCCAGGCACCAUCCAGGAGAUCGGAGUGAAAGCUAAGCAGACGUUCUCGCGCUUAGAGGCUACUUCGAUUGCAGCUGAGCCAGAUGCACGGUUUGCGUACUUCACAGGGGCCAUCGUGCCAGCUUUGGUGAAGCGAGCAAGAGACAUGAGUGGUACACUCAUUUUCGUGCCGUCAUAUCUCGAUUACGUGCGUGUGCGGAAUUAUUUCGCCACUUCACCCGCCGUGGCCAACUUGACUUUUGGUACCAUCUCCGAGUACGCAGACGUCCCUGAGGCUUCUCGGGCAAGAUCGCAUUUCCUGAAUGGACGGCACAAGGUCCUGCUUUACACCGAAAGGGCCCACCAUUUCCGCCGCUACAUGCUCAACGGUGUCCAGAGAGUCAUCAUGUAUGGUCUGCCAGACAACCCGAUCUUUUACAAGGAGAUCGCGGGCGGUUAUCUGGCCAAGAGUGAGCGCGAUUCCAGAAUCGAGCCGGGUACUGGCGCGGUGAGAGUCCUGUUCUCCAAAUAUGAUCUUUUGAAGCUGGAACGCAUCGUGGGCUCGAAACGGGUAGGAAAAAUGAUACGGGAGCGAGGCGAUACCUUUGACUUCAUAUAG
Molecule: messenger RNA, 2130 nt
Organism: Pseudomassariella vexata
Lineage: Eukaryota; Fungi; Ascomycota; Sordariomycetes; Amphisphaeriales; Pseudomassariaceae
Product: putative nucleolus protein required for cell viability
Exons: 2
Coding region: 1-2130 (709 amino acids)
Biological process (GO): maturation of SSU-rRNA from tricistronic rRNA transcript (SSU-rRNA, 5.8S rRNA, LSU-rRNA)
Cellular component (GO): nucleolus; small-subunit processome
Molecular function (GO): U3 snoRNA binding; rRNA binding
Source: RefSeq, a predicted model, not a curated record